Molecule: messenger RNA, 1230 nt
Organism: Vigna radiata var. radiata (mung bean)
Lineage: Eukaryota; Viridiplantae; Streptophyta; Magnoliopsida; Fabales; Fabaceae
Exons: 1
Coding region: 274-978 (234 amino acids)
Source: RefSeq, a predicted model, not a curated record
UUUUAAUUUCAUUACUGUAAGAAGUAAAAUGAGAUAAAAAAAAAUAAACAAGUUAUAGUAUUCAGGAGAAAAAUAUGCCACGUGUCCGUAUUUACAGGCACUACGUGAAGUAGUGGGUCUCCAAAAUACGCGCGUGGCCCCACUCUCCAAAACGGCCCAAUUAGCCGUUGGAAACUGAACCUCGUCACGCUCUUGUUACUGUCUCUCUUCUUCCUCUUUUCCAUUUCACACAGACUUUACACAACAACACUCACAGUGCAUUCCCAACAAAACAUGGGUUUCUACGACUUCUCCGACACCGACAACGAGUCAGCCAUAGAAGAAAUUAUCUCACUGGCCCAAGAUGCAUGCGUGUUGGACCAACUCUCCGCCAUCAACUGCGCCGGAAUCACCAACUCCGUCCUCCCUUCCCACCUCGAAACUCGUUUCCGCAACCUCAAAUCCUUCCCACCAACCAAAGCUCGCACAUUUCCCACCCCCACUUCAAGAAACGAGGCAAGUUUCAAUUUUUCGCCCUCCAAACAGAACCCAGAUUCUGGGUACACUUCUUCUCAUGACAAAAAGGGAGUGGAAGAAAAACCUAAAGAUGAGUCUGUUUCUUCGCCUCCUUUUACCCCUUCUUCCUCUGAGAAAAGUUCCAUGUCUUCCAUUUUCAAACCGGCGCAAAAGGAUGGUUCCAAACAGCACUCUCCUUUGCAGUCUUCAAGUUCCCCUUCUCCUUCUCCUCCUCGGAGGAGGGGGUGUUUGUGGUGCUCUCCCAAGAAGAAGGAGCAGAAGAAGAAAAAUAAGGAGAAUUGGGAUGAUGAGAUUUUGUCUUCAUUGGGAAGCUUCUCCAUAAAAGAGCAGCAGAAGAUGUUGAAGAAGGCGAUGAAGGAAGAAGAGAAGGUUAGUCGCGAGGCUGAAAAGAUCGUGCAGUGGGCCAAGCUAGCAUCUGCAAGAAUGAACGCUUCUGACAUUGAUGAUGAACUCAGUGAUUGAAGCAUUGAAUGUUGGGGUCUCUAUAUCACUUUACUCUUCUGAUGUUCAGAUAGAAAAGAAAAGCAAAAUUGUAUUUGUUGUCUUGUUUUUAUGGGGGACAGUGGGUCUGUCAAUUUCAUUUUGCAUUUGUUCCCAAUAUUGCGUUUGUUAUACUUUGAGUCAAUAUAAAGAUUUUACAUAGUCUGGGGAUUGCCUCAUUUGGCUGUAUUGAGUUUAUACAACUGAUAAUAGAGAUGCUUAUUUGCAAUAUUA